Girardinichthys multiradiatus is the source of this 14140-nucleotide messenger RNA. It is a transcript of the gene dchs1b, whose product is annotated as dachsous cadherin-related 1b. Gene Ontology annotation, biological process: homophilic cell-cell adhesion. Lineage: Eukaryota; Metazoa; Chordata; Actinopteri; Cyprinodontiformes; Goodeidae. Bases 595 to 10491 code for a protein of 3298 amino acids. The transcript has 29 exons. The record is from RefSeq and is a predicted model, not a curated record. Gene Ontology annotation, molecular function: calcium ion binding. Gene Ontology annotation, cellular component: plasma membrane.
CCCCCCCUUUUGUGUGUGUGGCUACCCGAAUAAAUUAGCGGUCGGUAAACGAGGGGAGGAUGUGGCGGAGGAGGGGACGGAGAGGAGUGUAGGGGGCUGGGCCUGGUGACGGGGGAGUCGGCUUUCAGAGGUGCACAGCUCCUUGAAGCGGCUUUGAGGGACUGGAUGCUGAGAGAAGGAGAGAAGGGUGAAAUAAAAACCUUUAAGAUAGGCGGUAAGAUUCCGGUUUGAGCUGCGCAAGAGGAUCUCUUUUUUUCAUAUUUUGCUGCAGAGCAAGAAGAGACAGAGCUUACCAGCUGAUCCAAGCGUGCUCACCUGAUAGAGAAAGAGGCUUCACUGGUGGAGUAACCUAACCUACUGCACUGUUUGACCGGAUUAGACAGUCAGUGGAAUUGGCACACUUGUUUUUUUUUUUUUUUGUGAGUGUUAUAAAAACAAGCAUUAAAGAGCUUUCUCCAUUCAAGAUUUUGUCCUGGCAGAUUGGCUUUCGUCUAGAGGGGAGAUUGGAAACCCGUUUGCAUACUAAUCAGGUUAUAACCAGAGCUCACAUCCAGAGCCAGACUGAGUCCCAUGAAUGUAUAACAGAAGCCAGCCAUGCCAAUAACAAGUAAAGGGUCCAGAUGUAGGACUUUGGUCGGCAGACCCUGUCUGCUUUCAAGCAUCUGCCAACAGAAGCUCCUUUUUUAUAUUUUCUUCGUCCUGGUUCAGUCAGCAGUUGUUUAUGGAGCACUAGAACUCCAGCUGGAUGAAGGCCAGCCAGCGGGGACCAUCGUUGGUGACAUCAGCGCCGGGUUACCGCCAGGCGAAACUGCGACUCUUUACUUCAUCUCAGACCACGAGGGCACGGGCGUCGGCAGUGACCUCCACAUUGAUGAGACCACUGGCAUCAUUACUACUGCACGCCGCCUGGACCGGGAAGAGAGAGACCACUACAGCUUCAUUGCAGUGACAAUGACUGGCACCACUAUUCAGGUGUCAAUCACCGUUAAUGAUGUAAAUGAUCAUGCACCUGUGUUCCCCAAAAAGAAAACUGUUCUGAAGAUCCCUGAGCACACGGCAGUGGGGACGAGGUUUUCCCUGGAUCCCGCAACUGAUGCUGACAAGGAUCAGCUGACUACUCAAGGCUAUACAAUUCGAGAGGGCAAUGUUGGCCAGACAUUUAGACUUGAAACCAAGAGGGGUGCUAACAAGAUUCUUUAUCUAGACUUGGUGGUCAACGGGCUACUGGACAGAGAGAAGCGCUCAUCAUACACCCUGGUGAUAGAGGCCUUUGAUGGAGGCUCGCCAAGAAGGAUAGGAUCUAUGGCUGUAGAAAUAACAGUGACAGACAUCAAUGACCAUGCACCGGUCUUCAAUCAGAGCAGAUACCAUACAAUCAUCUCUGAAAGUCUCCCACAAGGGAGUAGCAUUUUACAGGUGUUUGCAACGGAUGAUGAUGAAGGUGAUAAUGGUCUGGUCCUUUAUGAAAUCAACCGCCGCCAGAGCGAUCCUGACCGAUACUUCGUCAUUGAUCUAAAGUCAGGUGUCAUCACUCUCAAUAAACCACUGGACUUUGAGCUGAAGAGAGUCCAUGAGCUGGUGGUGCAGGCCAAAGAUAAUGCUAGCCAGCCUGAGGUAACCAAUACAUUUGUGACAAUUCAUGUCCGUGACUUCAAUGACAACCAACCUACCAUGACCAUCAUCUUCCUCAGUGAGGACGGCUCUCCGAGAAUCUCAGAAGGAGCCCAAACAGGCCAGUAUGUAGCUCGGAUUUCUGUCACUGACCCAGACUAUGGAGAGUAUGCUAACGUCAACGUCUCCUUGGAGGGGGGUGAUGGGAAAUUUGCUCUUACAACCAAAGACAGCAUAAUUUACCUGAUAUACGUGGACCAGCUCUUGGACAGGGAGGAGCGGGAUUCCUAUGAUCUUAGGGUGAUGGCCACAGACUCAGGUACACCUCCUCUCAGAGCAGAGUCCUCUUUCACCAUCCAGGUGACAGAUGUCAAUGACAACCCUCCUCUAUUUGACCAGCAGGCCUACAGACAAACCAUUCCUGAGGUGGUCUAUCCAGGAUCCUUUGUUCUUCAGGUAACGGCCAGGGACAAGGACCAAGGCCCCAAUGGGGAUGUGCGGUACAGCCUGCUCAAGGGUAAAAACUCUCGCUCUGAUUGGUUUUCAAUCGAUCCAAUUACGGGGAUAAUCACCACGGCGACAGCUCUUGACUUUGAAUCAGAGCCAGCUCCCAGUGUAACUGUUGUUGCAAUGGAUGGUGGUCGGCCGCCUCUGUCUUCCACAGUGAAGGUAGAUAUUGUGCUACAGGAUGUUAAUGAUAACACGCCAGUGUUUUCCAAGAGUUUCUACAAUGCUUCGAUCAAAGAGAACACACCAGCUGGGACCUGCUUCUUAGAGGUGUCAGCCACAGACGGGGACCGAGGUUCUUUUGGGACCAUCACCUACACCUUGGGUUUAAGUUCUGGAGGCACACUUCCCUUUAUCAUUACCAAGGAGACGGGCCAGCUAUGUACCAGCACAGUUCUCGAUAGAGAUGAGGGAUUGGACAAGUUUGAACUAACUGUGACAGCAACAGAUGGAGGUGGUCUGAGCUCUGUAUCCCGCGUGAGGGUCACAGUGGUGGACAUCAAUGACAACCGGCCCACCUUCUAUCCAGUCUUGUACAUGGUCAGUCUCAGUACCCACAGUGCCCCAGGAACGUCCGUGGUGAAGGUAACAGCCAAUGACCCUGAUGCUGGAGAAAAUGGCAGGGUGACCUACCGCACUCUACCUGAAGGGGGCUCUAAUUUCUUUACUCUCAACAAAGACACAGGAGUGAUUUCUCUGUCCCGUUCCCUCCACGGCAAAACCAACACAGUUAUUUCUAUGGUGAUAUCAGCAGAGGACGGCGGUGGUCUGACAGCACCGGUAAACGCCAGAGUGAACGUGAGCGUGGUUGCAGGCUCCAUGGCGUCUCCCGUUUUUGAACAGGGGCAGUAUUUUUUCACUGUUUCUGAAGAUGUUCUCAGGGGUACAGCUGUGGGAGUGGUCCGCGCAGGGACAAAAUCAGGUGUCUCCAAAGGCAUCUUGUACUCCAUCUCUUCUGGAGACCCUGAUGGCUACUUCACAGUGGACAGCACCUCUGGGACCAUUCGUACAGCUCUACCUCUUGACCAUGAAACCUGCAUCAGUCUUGACCUGGAGAUUCAGGCACGCUCCGGUUCUCCUCCGGCCUACGCAACAAGUCAUGUUCGCAUAACUAUUUCAGAUGUCAACGACAAUGCCCCCACCUUCCUCCCCUCCUCAUCUGAGUCCCUGCUUUUGCCUGAAAUAACCAAAAUGGGAACCGUUAUCUACCCUAUUCAGGCCACAGACAAAGACUCUGGUCACAACAGUCAGCUCAGUUUCGACCUCAUCUCUGCUGGGGCUGCAGGCAGCAGUGGCCAAAGAACGUUUGGUGUUGACCGUGGCAGCGGGGAGGUACGAUUGAUUGGAAGUCUCUCGUACGAGAGUGUUCCACGCUAUGAUCUUCAGGUGGUAGCUAAGGACGGUGGAGCACCUCAGCUCAGUUCCACCUUCACUCUUGUGGUCCAUAUCCAAGCACAGAAUGCACAAGGCCCCACCUUUGACACCCUCACCUACAGAGUGGAGCUACGGGAGAACACCCCUCUCAACACACGUUUCCUACAGAUUCGAGCGCUCAACAGAGAGGCUUCAGGAAAUACUAGAAGCUCUCCAGCUUCAUCCUCCUCUGUUUCUUACCGCCUGAGGCCCGAUGGUGAUGCAGCUGGAUUUGGCAUCAUGCCAGACACUGGAUGGCUGUUUGUUCGGAGCUCUCUGGACAGAGAGGUCAAAGAUAUGUAUCUGUUGACUGUCCUCGCCACGUCAGGCCCAGGUGGAGGGGGGAGGACCGGCAGCGCCACUGUCAGGGUGACUGUAACUGACGAGAACGACAAUUCUCCAAGGCUGAGUCAGGAGAGGGUGUUCCUGGCUGUCCGAGAGAACUUAUUGGCAGGGACCGGCUUUGGGAGAGUGUCUGCGACAGACAGAGAUGCAGGACUAAAUGCACGACUCACAUAUAGACUGCUCCACUCAGACAGACACUUUCAGAUCAACUCACAAACAGGGGAGAUCAGCACUCGCCUUGCCCUGGACAGAGAGCAGCAGUCAAGCUAUCAGCUUGUUGUGGUAGUGCAGGAUGGAGGUACCCCUCCUCGCAGUGCCACAGGCACCGCUCACAUCACCGUGCUGGAUGAUAAUGACAAUGCCCCCAAUUUCACUCACGCCAGACCUGAACGGGAGCUGUUGCUUCAGGUGGCAGAGGGGCUUCCAUCAGGGACUGUGGUAGGGACUCUGUCAGCUAAAGACCCCGACGAGGGGGAGAAUGGUACCCUGCACUACUCUUUAUCAGGUCCCAGAGCAGAGCGUUUCUACUUGAACCCCACCAGUGGCGAGCUGAGAACUGCUUCCCCUCUGCAAUCGACGGAGCGAGCCGAGUACGGAUUUACCGUGACCGCUGCUGACCACGGCACUCCAGGCCUCAGUUCAACCUGCCAAGUGCAAAUACAGGUUCUCAGCAACUCCAGAUCAUCCACAACGCCCAAUAUCCUUUCUAUGACCCUUAACACAGUUGAAGGGGCAGCUCCUGGCUCCAUUAUCGGUUCUGUACGUCCACCUGACCACCAGGAUUCUACUGUGCAGGAAGGCCAGGUGACCUACCUGGUAGUGGGAGGGACUGACCAGGAUGGAACUUUCAUGGUGGACCGUCUGGAGGGUGAUGUGUACCUGGUGCGCGAACUGGACUAUGAAAAGGGGUCAAGAUACAUGCUGCACAUAGAGGUGUCGGAUUUCUCUAAGGCAUUUCCAAGCAGCCAUCUGAUCAAGCUGGACAUCAACGUGCAGGAUAGUAAUGACCAUGCCCCGGAGUUUUCAGAAGACCCGGUGACAAUUGUGAUCCCAGAAAAUAUAGAGCCGGGAGCUUCUAUAUACACAUUCCAAGCUGUGGAUAGGGAUGGCAGUGGGCCCAACAGUGAGCUGCAUUACUCCAUUGAGCAUCACUGGCCUGACACAUCUGACCUCCUGCUCCUUGACUCCGUAACUGGUGUCCUUACCUUGGGGCAGAAGUUAGACCACGAGUCUACGCCCUCCCUCUACCUUGUGGUGCGAGCCACAGACCAUGCAUUGAAUCCCUCUCAGAGGCGCUGGAGCUCAGUCACCGCUCGGCUGUUUGUGACGGAUGAAAAUGACAAUGCUCCGACAUUUAGCUCUCCGUCUGCAGUCAGUGUCAUGGAGGAUCAACCUGUGGGGUUUGUGAUUUUGUACGUGGUGGCACGCGAUAAAGAUGAGGGAGAAAAUGGCAGAGUAUCCUACAGAAUUCGAGCAGGCAACAAUGCUGGUCGUUUCACUCUCAAUCCUAACACAGGCUCUCUCUCCAUUCUUAAAGCCCUGGACCGGGAAGAACAGGAGGUCUUUAAUCUAACAAUUGUAGCAGAGGAUCAUGGAACACCUCAGCUCUCCACCUCCCAGGUGUUGUGUGUGCAGGUGAUCGACGUGAAUGAUGAAGCUCCGGUGUUUCAGCAGGCAAAGUUUGAGGCCCAAGUGAUGGAAAAUCGAAGACCAGGAACCACAGUGUUCACUAUAACAGCCACGGAUCGAGAUCAAGGUUCUAAUGGUCACAUAACAUAUGGAGGUGUGACAGAGGAGAGUUUUGUCAUCAAUCCUUCAACAGGUGUCAUAACCACUACAAAGGAACUUGACACAGAAGUUCAGCAUCAUUACACACUCACUGUGUAUGCCCGGGAUGGAGGGCUGCCUCCUAAUUUUGCCAAGGCUGUGGUCCAUGUGGAGGUCCAGGAUGUGAACGACAAUGUUCCUGUCUUUGCAAAGUCGUCAUAUGAACUUGAGGUGCCAGAAAACCAGGCACCAGUAGAGCUGUGCUUUAUCAAGGCCACGGAUCCAGACUUGGGUCCUGGUGGACAGCUGGAGUACAGAAUUGCUGUGGGGGAUCCUGAAGGAGCUUUCAAACUCCACUCCAGCACAGGAGCUCUGUCCACCUCACGUGGACUUGACAGAGAGACAAAAGCUGAAUAUAACUUGAAGGUGGUGGCCAUGGACCGAGGAAGCCCCACUCUCAGCGCUACUGUCACAGUUAAAGUCAAAGUGUUAGACAUCAAUGACAACAGCCCUGUGUUUAAAAAAAACAGCUACACCGUGGAGGUCUCAGAGGAUGCUGCAGAGAGUUUUCAAGUUCUUCAGGUGUCAGCAACAGAUACUGAUGACGACCUUAAUGGGAAGGUUCUGUAUUUUCUGAGCAAGGAGGCACACGGAGCAUUUGCUGUCGAUGAAGAAACUGGUCUUAUCACCACGUCGGCACCUCUGGAUCGGGAAAAAAUUGCGUCAUACAACUUCCAGGUGUUUGCGGCUGACCUGUCUCCUGCUGCACCCAGGAACUCCUCUGCUCAGGUGACAGUCACCAUCCUUGAUGUCAACGACAACCCUCCCUUCUUCAUUCAAGACCCGUUGAUCAUCGAGGUGUCCAGCAGGCGUUCGCAGCGUGUUUUAGCCACCAUGAAGGCUGAGGAUAAGGACUUUGGUGCCAACGGUUCUGUGUUUUAUCGCUUUGCCACAUCUGUGAAGGGCUUCAGCAUUAACUCACUCACCGGGGAGAUCCAGGCCACCGAACCACUAAGAGACCUGACCCAGGCUCAGAGGACCCUGAUAGUUGAGGCUAUGGAUCAAGGCAGCCCAGCUCAGUCCGCACAAGGAGUGGUGGUGAUUUAUGUAAAGGAAGUAGAGUACAAUGGCAUUCGAUUCUCAAGGAAUGCUCGAGAUGUCAUCAUACAGGAAAAUGCUGUGAAAGGCACAGCAGUGGCUCAGGCUCAGGCUGAGUAUCCAGACGGUACUCAGAAAGGGAUCAGCUAUAGUCUCUUUAGUGGAAACAAAAAGCAGGUUUUCAGUAUCAGUUCCUCAACAGGUGAAAUCUGGGUGCAGAGCUCCCAGGGACUAGACUUUGAGGACACUCCCCGACUUCGUCUUGUCGUGAAAGCUGAAACUGUGUCCUCCAUGUCAUUCAUGGCUGUUAAUUUGGUCCUUCAGGAUGUCAAUGAUAACCUUCCUCGCUUUCAGCUUCAGAACUAUGUCACCUACAUGAAAGAAGCACAAGGAUAUGAAAUGCCAAUUAUACAGGUGGUGGCUGAGGAUGUGGAUCAAGGCCAAAAUGGUCAGGUGACGUACUCCAUCCAGUCCUCCAGCUUGAGCGGCCUGUUCAAGAUCGACCCGAUGACAGGAAGCAUCACUACAGCUGCUAUCAUGGACCGGGAGAUCUUUACAAAGACCAAGCUGGUAGUUACUGCAACAGACAGAGGAAGUCCACGAUUGUCCGGUUUAGCCACGCUGACGGUGAUAAUUGUUGAUCAAAAUGACAACAGUCCUACUAUUCCCUUACCCCAGGAGGUUCGCAUCCCAGAAAAUACAUUAAUCGGCACAGAGAUCUCUCUUGUGACGGGCAACGAUGUGGACUCCAGUCCUGCCCUCUCCUACUCCUUGCAGCUUGACCCAACAGCCUUAGGCAAGUUUGGGAUUCACCGUUACAGUGGUGGUGUGUCACUCACUGGUCCUCUGGACUUUGAAGAGAAGACAUGGUACACUCUGACUGUCAGAGCCACGGACAGCCAGCAACAAACUGAGGCCAACAUUACGAUAGUGGUGGAGGACAUUAACGACAAUGCACCUGCAUUCACCCAUGACCUCUAUCAGAUUACCCUGCCUGAGCACACACCACCUGGAAGUGCAGUUAUCACAGUCACAGCAACUGACAGGGACUCUGGAGAUAAUGGAAAGAUUACCUACAGAGUGAUGUCAUCCACUCAGGAGGGGUUCUAUAUUAACCCCAGCAAUGGAACUUUGUUUAUCAACCACCGAGCAGAGUUUGACCCUGAACGCCCAGCAGUCAACAUCAUCAUAGAAGCUCGUGAUGGAGGCUCACCCCCACUCUCCUCUCUUACUACAGUCCAGGUUCAGAUCUCUGACGUCAACGACAACGCUCCAGUGUUUCACCAGUCAGAGUACAGGGCUACUGUUUCUGAAGACACUAUCCCAGGGUCAACAGUUCUGACCUUUGAGGCCUUUGACAGUGAUCUGUCACGAGAAAACUGUGGCUUUGACUUUGCCAUGGCCAGUGGAAAUGAAGGAAAUGCAUUUCAGAUUGAGAGCAGUGUGCGUUUCUUGGAAGGACGGGGCUUUCAGACAGUAGGAACUCUGCUAUUGGCUGAGAGACUUGACUUUGAAUCCAAGCCACUUUAUAACCUCACCGUCGUAGUGUCAGACCGAGGUGUCCCCCAAAGGAGCUCCAGUGUUGCUGCAGUGAUAACCAUCGCUGAUGUGAAUGAUAACCCUCCGGUGUUCACUAGAGCAGAGUAUACUGUGUCACUCAAUGAGGGAGCUGCCUCUGGGGCUGAGAUUAUGCGAUUGACUGCAACAGACCCCGACUCAACCCCAUAUGCUGAAGUCCAAUAUACCAUCAGCUCUGGAGAUGAGGUGAACUUAUUUUCCAUUGAUCAGUGGACUGGAGCCUUGAGGCUUGAGCAAACACUUGACCGGGAACACCAAUCCAUACACACUGUCAUUAUUCAAGCCACAGAUGGUCAUGGUCAUUUUGCACUAGCUCCAGUCAUUAUUGAAGUAAAGGAUGUAAAUGACAACCAUCCGUUCUUCCCUGUGGAGGUCCUGACAGCCAGUAUCCGGGAAAACCAGCCGGCAAACUCAGCUGUGACUGUUCUGCAUGCCAUAGACCAUGACACAGGGGUUUUUGGCCAACUGAAGUACUACAUGGUGGAGAGGUCAGGAAAAGGAAAAGACAGCUUUGUCGUGGACCAAAGUUCAGGAGAAAUCAGAAGUAAAAUUACAUUUGACUAUGAAAAGGUCAACUCCUUUAACUUUGAAGCGUUGGCUGUGGAUUCAGGCAACCAUUCAGCCACAGUAACUGUACAGGUGUUUGUCACUGGUGAGGAUGAGUAUAACCCACUGUUCACUUCCACUGACUUUUCCUUUGAAGUCCCAGAGGGAGCUAAGAAAGGCCAGAGCAUUGGCCAGGUUCAAGCUCAGGAUGAGGAUGGAGGCGUGGAUGGUGUUGUUCUCUACUCCCUAACUUCCAAUUCACCAUAUUUUGAUGUAAAUAAAACUACUGGUGUGAUUUUUCUGAAGUUAGACAGUUCCAGCAGCAGCAGUGGGUCAAGUCGAGCUAAACGAGAAACCAGGGUAAUGACCCUGGAUGUUAAAGCUCACGGUCUACUUGACACUUCUCGGUCCACAACAGCCCAGCUCUCCAUUGAUGUCACUAACACUAACUUUGGCUUGACUGCUGAUGUAAACAUCCUGCUUAUUAUUAUCAUUGGCGUGUCUCUGGGAGUUAUCAUAUUACUUGUAGUUUUGGCUGUGGUAAUUUUCCUUGUCAAGACACGCAGACAGAAAAAGAGUCAAGAUACAGGAAACAGGACUCUUGCAUCAGAAACUGCCUUAAAGAAACUGGAUGAAUGCCCCUCAGGACCUGGAGGAGACAAUAUUUACCACCAGACUUUGCCAGGUUAUGUUGCUGAUCAAGGAGGAGCUGGUGGUGGUCCCUACCCUAGAGGAGGCUCUUUGGACCCCUCUCAUUCCAGUGGUAGAGGUUCAGCUGAGGCAGCAGAGGAUGAUGAAAUACGGAUGAUUAACGAGUACCCUCGCGUUGCCUCCAUUACCUCGUCUAUGCAGGAGCACAUCUCAGCCAGAGGACCAGAUUCUGGAAUUCAGCAGGAUGCUGACCAGCUUUCCGACAUUUCCUGUGAACCCGCCGCUUUAGAGGGCAGCACUUGGUUCAAAGGAAAGAAACUAGGAGGCAGUCUGAGUGGGACCUUGCUUUCUGGCCAGCUUCCAGUCUACAGGGAUGAAGGAGUUGGUUACCUAGGAAUAAGCCGUGGUCUGAACAUUUCCCUCCCCAAGGAUUACCCCUUCCCCGAGGACGGUAAACCUUCAGUGGAUGGUUCACUCACUGCUAUUGUUGCGAGUGAUGAGGAGCUUCGUGGAAGCUAUAACUGGGAUUACUUGCUCAACUGGUGCCCUCAGUUCCAACCUCUUGCCAAUGUUUUCACUGAGAUUGCCCGGCUAAAAGAUGAAACCACUCAGCAAAGUCACAACCCCCGCCAGCCCUUUCAACCCAAGCCCAAACUGGAUCCCAAACCUAGAAUUGACCCACCGCCUCUUAUAACAUCAGUGGCUCACCCAGGGGCCAUGACAGUACCCCCAAAAGUCCCUGUGAUUGGACGGACAUUCCCCCACUUGUCCUCCCUUCGAAGGUCUCCCAUUAGUCAUGAAGGAUCAAUUUCCUCAGCAGCAAUGUCGCCAAGCUUCUCUCCAUCUCUGUCACCUUUGGCUGCUCGGUCUCCUGCUGUUUCUCCAUUUGGAGUCAACCAAGGUCCCUCAGCAUCAAUGAUUAGCACCAGAGAGCCCUCACUUGAGCAAAGUCCUGAUCAUGAGAUGAGAAUAUGAUUGACACUAUAUAGGGAGAUAAUUUUGAGACAGACAACAUGAACAAAGCAUAAAAUCCAUGUAGAUGUUCUUUUGAACAUUACUUGUACUUUUCAGUAAUCGCUGACUUCAUCAUAAGAACAAAGGUUUUGCAAAUGCGCUGAUCAACAUUUGUUUCUUCUCGGACAAAUUAAACCUUCACAUUUACUUAGUGUAAUAUUUCGGUUUGUUCUUCAGAUACCCGACAGUGUUGCAGGAAUAAACAAAAGUGAACACAUGCCUGGUUUGACAAGAGCAGCCAAAGUUUUUUUAUUUUUAAAGCGACGCAGGUCUCUAUGAACUGAUCAAGGUCAGGAGGUGGGUGUUUCCACUCACAAGCCCCCAAAGUCAGAGAUCUCCUAGUGUGUAGAUAGAUAAAUGUGUCAUUUUCAUGUUUACCUCACUGGCUGGCCAGAGAGCUAAGGACACUCUCUUUGUGUCAAUGGACUUUUGUACACUACAGUAUUAAACUUUUGUUGUGGGUGCUUUUUGAGAUGGAUUUUGGACAUGAGGAGACAAAAAGACUGACUUUCCAAGGCAUCACAUAGUGGACAGCAAUGGAAAUUUCCUCCUGUUCAAGGACACUCGUUUUUAUUUUAUUUUUAUAUUUUUAUAUAAAUAUAUGAUUUCAGGUCUAUUAUUCCACAUUGAGAGGUUAUUGUUUUUGUGUUUGCAUGUAUGUAUAUUUGUAUGUAUCUCUUACAUUUUUAGAGACUCCUGUGACAGUUGUGUGAGAGUGGGAGAUGUUUUUGUAGAAUUAUUUAUAUGGAAAUAAGGACUUUCUGCCACAAUUGGACAACAGGAAAACAAGCACAGCUCAGGUUGACCUGCUUUUCACCUUUUGUUACUGGGGUUUUUUUGGGACAAAUUAAUGAUCGUCAAAAUCCAAAACACCAGUCGAAUGAAGAGACAUCAUCAAUAUACUUUUCAUGAAAAGUAAGGAAAAGUGCAUUCUGCAAGUUUUUUUCUUUGUUUUUUGUUAAUAAAUCUUAUAGUGUCUGAAUAAUCUGUUUAUUUCUCCUUAAAAUGUGCCACAUUUAUACAAAAAUGCAUUUGUUGGUUGUGCAGCAGAGUUGAGAAUGUGGGUUGCACCCAUGAAAAAAUUGCCAAAUCCUAUCUGUGAAUGUCAAAAGUGAAUGUCAUUUUCAGUUGGAGUCAGUGUAAUGGUGUAGUGUUGCAUCUCCCUCGCUAGAAUAACAAUGCUUGUCAUCAUUGAAGGCAGUCACUAUGCAGAGAUCUAUAAAGUUGAGUUUCAACAACCAAUUGUAAUCCCGUAUCUCCACUCUUAGUGACAAAACUGUAUCUCCCAACAUCUCAGAGCUCACCUACACAGAGCAGGGUUUAUCAGAUUACCUGCACAAUUUCAGGGUGAUAAGGAAGAAAUAGGCUCCCUGUAACCAUGACCUGAUCCCCACUGAACAAUUGUAGGAUAAGCUUGGGUGCUGUCCAUGCUAGGGUGACCAACAUUGGCUAAAAACAACAAAUUUUUUAUUGUGAAAUUAUACUGAUUUGCCAGACUGUUGGUGUUGCACACAGUACUGCCACACACUACUGAGGCCCCUGUUUGUUAAAUUAACUUUUGAAGUGCCGAUAUUCAGUUUUCCCAAUUGAGUGUCAUAAGCAAAAUAAGCUAUUGGGCUUUGGCAGAAAGGAUUUUUUUCAUGUGCCCCACCUACAUCCCAACUCUGCUGCUUAACCCACAAAUGCAGUUAUCUUAUUAAUAUGGCAUCAGGAAUAAACAGGCUUUUAAACACUGAACGAUUUAUUUCCAAAAAACCAUUAAUUAACCUACCACAAAUUUCCUCACUUUUUUUUACAAAGUAAAUGAAUCUCAUGUUGUCCAGUUAUCAGUACUAUGUUGUGGUGUGUGCUUAUGCACAAUGGCACAUUCCCAUUAUCAUUCAGGGACAUCUGAAUUUGCUGAUCACCUAUGUGUCUUUAAAAGAAUGCGCUUCCUAAACUACAGUCACAUCAUGAAUUUAUAGGCUUCAGACUGUGAAGGUCUUCAUCUCAGCUUAACGGAAAUACCAAGAAAAAGCUGGGAUUUUUAAAGUGUUAUAGCAUAAAGAGUUUUUUUUCCACAACAACUGUUUGUUAGUUUUGGGCAGGAGCUAAAGCUGUUUCCUAAAAGUUUCUAUUAAAAAAGAAAAGAAAACAUUGCAACUGAGAGUUGUUUUUUAAUCUAAACCUACAGCCUUCAAGGUAAUACGACAUUGCAUCAUGACAAACAUCCUUUCUAGUUUGAUUCUCCCUCUUGUGUUUUCUUUUACCGAAUGGGAUUUCUAAAUGGUAAAGGUUAGUUAUUAAACAGAAAACAAGAGUUUUCACGAGUGACUAUUGAGAUGGAGCAGUAGAUUGAUGAACAGAUUGUGACCUUGUCUGCUGUAAUGUUGUAAAGAAAAACUUGAGCCAAAAGUGAAGCACUCAAUGUUUCUAUUCGAUCAAAGGUUUGACUCUCACUUAUGGAAACCAAGUGGCUGAAAUUAGCUUCCUUACUAGGGAUGUGCUCGCCUUUAGAGAUAAUGUGAGGAACUCAUUCGUCAAGGAGGAGUAAAGCCACUCUUCCUUCGCUCUGUGCUGAGGUGUUUAGAGAAUCAGAUCAUAAGUAGACAACUUUGGGCAAGUCCUACUGGGAGGAGGCUCCAGGGCUUAGUCAGAACUUGUGUAUGGGAGUUUAAUUAUCUUCUGGCCUGGAAUGCUUCAGGAUCCUCCAGAAUGAGCUGGAGUCUUUGGGAAGAAGGAUGUCUGAAAUAAAUGAUAGACAAAUAACAUUUAUUCAAGCCGUUUUUGAGCAGAAUCUGUAAAAGCCUGCUGGUGAAAUUAAAAGUUCUGAGAUUUAUAAAGCAAGUCCAGUUGAGAAUUACCACUGCAAAAUCAAUAGCUAUUUUGACUGCUUAGAAGCAGAUUUUCUUUAUGUUUUCUUAAGAAUCACAUAUGCCAAGCUACACUAGCUUGUACUUUUUAACACACUUCUCAAUAACAUCUUUUCAACUCCAUUCCCAGACCCAACUCCCACUUGGUGAUACAGUAGCGCUGUUUUUCAGGGCUGAAGGCUCCAAUCUCAAACAAGCUCUUACCGUGGUUUAGCACAGGAACUGCUUUGGUGGAAAAAACCAAGAUGGAGAAAUGUAGCACGUGAGCCAAACAAAUGGGAAACAAAAGCCUUAGUGCACAAUCCCCAAUGAAUGUACAUCAAUAUAGCAACCAUUGCAGUAUUUGUGUGUAUUUUACUUUUAUUUCAGUGAUUCUUGUUUUAAGCCACAUCAGGGGGUGGUUUUAACUGUUGUUGUAAUUUUCCCCCUUUGUUUCAGCUUAAGCUCCUAAUGAGUGUCCUUUUUAAUUCACACAGCCAAGCCAGAUUGUCUGGAUGUCCCCCUGUUUUCAAAACAUGGUUUCUACCUCUGUUGUUUGUUCACCAUAACACCGCAUGUUCUCUCAUGCAAAGCUGAAGGCUGUGGCUGACAUGCUGAGACGAUUUUAUACAUUCUCAAAAACAUUUCUGUGUUGGUAAGCAUCAAUUUAAACAUCAAUGCCAGUGACUGAUCAGUGGAGUAAGGCCAAAAGAAAUAACAAUGAGACAUGCCGUAUCUGUAUUUAAUGCAAAUAAUAAAUUCCUACUGAUCUCUUUUGA